Alternaria incomplexa is the source of this 525-nucleotide messenger RNA. RefSeq lists its product as uncharacterized. The record is from RefSeq and is a predicted model, not a curated record. NCBI's taxonomy places the organism in Eukaryota, Fungi, Ascomycota, Dothideomycetes, Pleosporales, Pleosporaceae. The transcript is spliced from 3 exons. The coding region runs from base 1 to 525 and encodes 174 amino acids.
AUGCGUUUCUCAACCAUCGCCGCUACCGCUCUCUGCCUCGGCUACAAUGCCAUGGCCAUUUCUCUUCCCGAGCGAGAGGUGGCCGCGCUGCCAAUCUCAGAAGAGGAGGCACAGUCCAGCGACCUCGCCAAACGACUCUCUAUCGAAGAGCAGGUCGCUAUCCUGGGCGCAGGCGCCGUGGUCGCGCUCAACGUGAACGCAAUCGCGACCUAUGUUUCCAACCUCAUGAAGGCACAGAGCGAUGCCAACACUUGUGGCGUUAUCUCCGGCACUGUUGAUGGAGUAAACUACCAAUACCACGCCGCCACCACCGGCAAAAACUGCGACACAACCGCCGAAGUCAAAACCAUGAAAGACGCUGUGUCACGCGGUCUGGAAUUCAUGAGUACGCACAACAUCAACCAGGCGUGCUUUAACAUGCAGCACGGCGGCACAUGGAGGGGAUUGCUGCAGCUGGCGAGUGGGGAUAGGCAGAUUAUCAAUGGCAAGUGCGAUAGUGUCACGUACACUUUGACUGUUACUUAG